Anisakis simplex (herring worm) is the source of this 1002-nucleotide messenger RNA. NCBI's taxonomy places the organism in Eukaryota, Metazoa, Nematoda, Chromadorea, Rhabditida, Anisakidae. The record is from the annotation of a GenBank genome assembly.
AUGUGGUAUAUUUUAGCCCCGUAUAAGCCUGAGCUUACAAUUAAUCAGUUGUUUACUGAGGAAGCAACAAGAACAGACGAGCAGAAGUUACUGCAUCAUCUAUUACGGGAGUAUGAAAAGGCAGUGCGACCAGUACGAAACGCAUCACAUACAAUUACGGUGAAACUCGGAAUGACGAUGACGAAUAUUUUUGAAAUGGAUGAAAGGAAUCAAGUGUUGACGAUAAAUGUGUGGUUGGAUCAGGAAUGGAAAGAUGAGCUGCUGAGGUGGGAUCCGAAGCAGUUCGGAGGGAUCGAGUCGAUCCGUAUACCUUGUGAUUUGAUUUGGUUGCCUGAUAUUGUUCUCUACAACAACGCUGAUGAUUACACUGCUGGUUAUAUGCGUUCAAGAGCGAUGGUCUUUUACGAUGGUACUGUAUUUUGGCCACCGCCUACACAACUUAGAAGCACUUGUAAAAUUGAUGUUACGUAUUUUCCAUUUGAUAGUCAGCAUUGUGCUCUGAAAUUUGGCUCAUGGACUUACCAUGGUAAGUAUGCAAGUGAGAGAGGAUCUGUCCAGGUUAGAUUAAGCCUAGACAUACGAUCGGUAUUAAGUUUUCAUCACAGAGAAGCAUUCAAUAGUGCAGUCCCAGAAUGGAUACAUCAAUUGGUGUUGCACAAUUUGCGUCGAGCACUUUGUAUGCGUCCGCCUCUCGCACACAACUCCGACUUUUGUUCAGCGAACGGAACUCACUCAUUCGUCACUGCCACUGCUUUUGAUGAUCCCAAUGGCGGAAAUUUUGAUGAGGCUGAUAUGCAGUUUUCAAAAAUGCAAGAAACAGCGAUAAUAAACGUUGAUGAGGAACUCCCAGCGACACAUAAAAAGAAGCGAAUGAGCAACGAAUUACCGAUGCACCGAUUGAUGAAAACUCUUGUGGUUCUAAUGAGGCGACAACAAAUGGAAGACCACUGCCAAGCACUGGUAAAUGAAUGGCGUCAAGUGGCGCAAGUGAUCGACCGUCUC